GUACCGUGGAGGAAACGCACGUUAAAAGCCUUUUGGGAUUUAAAAAAUAAGACAGCCAAACAGCCAACUGGAGCUCCACCAUGGUUUGCUGCAAAGAGGGAAAAUCGAUGUACAUAAUUAUAGGAUUGAACAUAAUAUUCAUGGUACUUGGUCUAGCCGUCAUGUUCCCAGGAUUAGCUAUGCUGACAAAUAUUUACUUCCUGAGCGGCAACAUUGAACCCUUACUGGACAAGAUAUUCUUCAAUGACAUCAAUCCGUCAAGCAUUGCUAACAACCUCCCAAUCAUCUUUAUCAUCGUCGGCGCGUCGAUACUCUUCAUAGCUGCACUCGGACUGGUUGGAGUCUGCUGUAAAAUAAAAACCUUGGUUGUUCUGUACGACCGCAUUGCUUUAGUACUGAUCGUGGUUCAAUACAUCAUAUGGGUGUUCUUCAUCGUUCUGAGGGCCAAGUUGCAUUAUACUAUAAAGAAUGAGUUCCUGAGCCAACUACAGUCAAGCUACACAAAAGAUGACCUGAACAAGAGUGACGAAGUGUCUUCAGCGUUCAAUUAUAUGUUUAUGCAGAUGGAGUGCUGUGGUGUGAAUCCGGUAACCGCGACAACAAACGACUUCGACCUCACCCCUUGGCGGAUUGAAGAUGGAGUCUCCUUAAAGAUACCAAAAGGAUGCUGUAUCGGUGUUACUGAGGACACAUACUCCGCCUUCGCAAAUACAUCGUGUACCGACACUGCAACUAGCGGCACCUAUCACUCUGAUGGCUGUUACGACACGAUCUUGUCAAAGUUUGGAGAAAUUGCUGGAUACAUCUGCCUCACUUUCUUUUCUUUAUGUUCACAAGUGUUAUCGAGUAUGAUAUGGAAUAAAAAAGAGCAAGAUAUGGAUAGUUCAACAUAUCAGUAUCCAUUGUGUCAGAUUUUGAUGGUAAUAUUCGCUUUCUGUCUUUGCUGCACCUAUAUGAAUAGUGGGACAUUCGGAGUGAGAGUGUGACCCCUUGAUGGACAACCGAUAUCACAUGACUUAACGGAAGUAGUAAGCUGGCGCACGUGUCGUAAUUUCAAACGAAUUAUCGAGUUACUUAGAUGUAACUCGCACUUUUCGAUUGAAGAAAAACUUUUACUUGGUAGUUGUAGCAGAUGUUCCAAACGCCUACGCAUGGACGCGGUGUUUAUUGUGUGUGGACACAAUUUAUCUAUUUGACCUUGUUUUGCAAACGGCUUAUUUGUCUUCAAGAUUCUACUCAAUACACAUUUCUUUUCUAUGCCAUCGAAAUACAUUGUAUGUCUUGACAAAAUCAAAGGCUCUUUACACGCAACCUGGAUUCGAAAUAUGGACAUCCAAUCACAAUACAAUCGCACAAAGCGACUGAACAGCACGAUCAGUGGCAAUUGCCAAGCUAAAUCCUACUCAACAUUUAUAAAAUUAACAAAAUCUUACAUUGAUAAUAUUUUGGGGAGAAAUACAGUGCAAUUAAAAAAAUAAUGAUGAAAAUAAACCAACAAAAAGUGAAAAAGGUUUUGCACGUAUUCCAAUGUGAUGUUGUCGAAACCUAAGGAACUUUUGAUUUCAGAUAUAUUAUUGCUAUGUUUAAUAAAAUUGU
Messenger RNA from Mizuhopecten yessoensis (Yesso scallop), 1596 nucleotides. Its product is annotated as uroplakin-1b-like. Gene Ontology annotation, cellular component: membrane. NCBI's taxonomy places the organism in Eukaryota, Metazoa, Mollusca, Bivalvia, Pectinida, Pectinidae. The transcript has 9 exons. The coding region runs from base 81 to 986 and encodes 301 amino acids. The record is from RefSeq and is a predicted model, not a curated record.